Cutaneotrichosporon cavernicola is the source of this 2025-nucleotide messenger RNA. RefSeq lists its product as uncharacterized. Gene Ontology annotation, molecular function: ATP binding; thiamine binding; thiamine diphosphokinase activity. The transcript has 5 exons. The record is from RefSeq and is a predicted model, not a curated record. NCBI's taxonomy places the organism in Eukaryota, Fungi, Basidiomycota, Tremellomycetes, Trichosporonales, Trichosporonaceae. Gene Ontology annotation, biological process: thiamine metabolic process; thiamine diphosphate biosynthetic process. Bases 1 to 2025 code for a protein of 674 amino acids.
AUGGAACAACGCUCACCAGAACUGCACGUCUCGGCUCUCUCGCCAGGAGAGUUCCGCGCAUAUAAACGUUACCUCGACCUCCUGGCGCUCGCGCAGGCCCGAGACGGUGUGGCAGCUCUUGGCGCCGACGGGUCUGUGCGCUUCGAGCGCGCCGCAGUCAGGCGAUUCGCAGAGGAACGGCUGGGCGCUAGGGGCGUCGAUGAAGUGCUCUCCCGCGUCGCGACCAGCGGGCGCCUCUCUGCAGGACAAGUGUACGCCGUCUUCCGCCUCCUAGCCCAUCAGGCGACCGGGAAGCGCGGCACCGUCGACCUCGUCUUCGUGCCCGUCGAACCCCUCCCCCUCGACCCCGAUGCGCCCGCGCCCCCUCCGCCCCGCCGGGUGGCCUCUAUAUCAGGCCCUCCUAACUGGGGCAAGUCGUCUGCACAGAGCCUUAUCGCCGACUGGCCACCGAGUCCCCGCCGGCAAGACACUGAAGCAGACUCGCGCUCUGAGCCGCCUCACCGCUCGGUCGGACCCCCCCUCCCUCCACGGAAGCCCAGUGUCCGCCGACCCGGCCCUGCGCUGCCGCCUCGUUCGCGCGUACGCGCAGACUCUACGUCCUCUACAGCGUCGGAGAACCAACCCACCAGUAACCGCGAGUCGUCCACCAUCAUGCAGCAGAGCUUUGCAGCGGCUGCCAACCGCGAGCAGCCGCGCCGCACCCCGACGAUCCAGGUGUUACGCAGUUCUGAGCGGCCUGCGCCCCCUCCGCGUCCCAAUGACGCGCAUGAGCAUCAUCCUCCCCGCCUCAACGACGACCAUGAUCAUCAUCCUCUGCCACGACGCGACGACACCUUUGUCUCACAUCCCACCCGCGACCUCGUCAAACAGGUCAACCGCGCAAUCCGCGAGAGCGAGGUCGAUCCCCCACCCCCACCGCCCCAGCGCGUCGUCUCUGGAACGAGGCCAAAACCCGCCCGCUCCCCAGCUUCUUCCACUGGUACUGGUGCCUUCACCAAGUCUGCCGAAGAGGCGAGGGCCAAGUACCCCGGUCUCAAGACGUGGCCUCAUGUUGGACUGCUAUCUGACCGACCAUCUCGCCAGUUGUUCGCCAUGAUCAUCCUCAACCAGCCGAUCACUCGCCGUGACACACUGAUGAGGGUAUGGUAUGCGAGUACGCUGCGGUAUUGCGCCGACGGCGGAGCCAAUAGGCUGUACGACGCGCUCGAACCCGAAGAACGCGAGCGCAUGCUGCCUACCAUGAUCAAGGGUGAUCUUGAUUCAAUCCGGCCUGAAGUCAAAGCGUACUAUGCGUCGCGUGGGGUGGCCAUCAAACGCGACCCGUCCGAAUACGCUACGGACCUGCAGAAGAACAUUGACGAGGUCGACGCGAUCGAGAAGGUAUCUGGCAAGACAUUCUCGCUUGUCUUCCUAGGCGGCUUAUCCGGGAGGCUCGACCAGACGCUGCACGUGUUGUCCACGUUGUUCAAGCUGCGUGAGACACGGCGGAACACGUACGUCAUCUCGGAGGAGAGCUUGGCAUGGGUGCUCAACACUGGCGUUCACCUCAUCGAGGUCGAUCACGCGAGCAUGGGUCAGACGUGCGGUAUUCUUCCUGUGGGCGUGAGCGAGGCGUACGUCCGCACCGAGGGACUCAAGUGGAACCUCGACUGGGUUACGAGCAUCAUGGGCGAUCUGAGCACGUCAAAUCACCUCCUCGCGCAUGAGCACGCCGUUCUCAUCGACACAUCGGCGCCUAUCGUGUGGACGGUCGAGAUCCGACAGGGCCUACAGAUCCAACCACGUUCGCCAACAGGGGUUGACGAGCUCUCGCGCGGCGUCAAGGAGCUGGGGCGCGCUGUUGGCAAGGGGAUGGGUUCGAUUGGGCAGGGGUUGAACCGCCGCCUCAGUCGCCAGGGCCUGCCGAUGCUGGCGAAUGGGGAUGAGGGGCGGCAUGAGCGCCACGAGAGCGCAGCGCUUGUUGAGCAGGAUACUGGUUAUGCGUCGCAUGAUGGUGAGGCUGAUGGGUACGCGCAGUUGGAUUAG